AUGUCUAUACCUCCAUUCUUCCAUUCUUCCAUCAUUUCAUCCCAUCUCAUAACCGCCAAUACUAAACCAUACUUUCACCAACAUCCCAGACCAAGACAACUAAUAAACAUCACCUCCAGCGCAGAAGGAACAAGGAUGACCACCUCAUCCAAUCCAAAAACGUACACCUACACCCGCUACCCACCCGGCAUCUCCCCCUCCAUCCCACGCUUAGACACAGAGGAAGACGUCAAGAAGGCCGUGCUCGCCAACCCCGAAACCACCUUCGACGACACGGUCGACACCACCGGCGGCUGGUACCAGAAAGACAUGGAGGGGAAGGUGUUGGCCAUUGUGUCGGAUCAGAUGUGUGAGGAGCUGGAUGCGAGGCGGGAUCACGCUGAGGCGUGGGUGAAGGAGAAUGAGAGAAGGAAGGCGGCGGGGGAGCCGCCCUUGGAGCCUGUUUGUUGGAGGUAG
Molecule: messenger RNA, 456 nt
Organism: Aspergillus oryzae RIB40
Lineage: Eukaryota; Fungi; Ascomycota; Eurotiomycetes; Eurotiales; Aspergillaceae
Exons: 2
Coding region: 1-456 (151 amino acids)
Source: RefSeq, a predicted model, not a curated record